Messenger RNA from Lodderomyces parapsilosis, 1071 nucleotides. It is a transcript of the gene BTS1, whose product is annotated as farnesyltranstransferase. The transcript has a single exon. The record is from RefSeq and is a predicted model, not a curated record. Gene Ontology annotation, molecular function: prenyltransferase activity. Bases 1 to 1071 code for a protein of 356 amino acids. Lineage: Eukaryota; Fungi; Ascomycota; Pichiomycetes; Serinales; Debaryomycetaceae. Gene Ontology annotation, biological process: isoprenoid biosynthetic process.
AUGUACCAAUCAAUAGACAUCGACAAAAUAAUAAAAGAGGAGGGAAAAUCAUCACCAAAACGCCUCUACACGUUUUGUAUGCAUGGCUCAAACGAGGAGCCGAUCUGCCAACCUUACGAUUACUUGAGUGGGUUACCUAGUAAUAACAACAACAUCCGACGGAAAUUCAUUGAGUUAUUCCAUGAGUUAUUUUUCCAAGAGGAAGAUUAUACGCACAAAAAAGCGGCUGUCAAUGAAGUCAUUUCGCUUUUGCACAAUUCAUCAUUGCUUAUUGACGAUAUAGAAGACAAUUCAAAAUAUCGCCGAGGGUUUCCCUCGGCCCAUGUAAAAUACGGGAAGCCUUUGACCAUAAAUUGUGCCAAUUUGAUGUACUUUAGAGCUAUGGAAACGGCAGCAGGUACACUUGAUCACUUUGUGCAUGCAGAUGAGGCAGAACGCAAUUUGCGAUCACGUGACUUGAAUCGUGAUUUUGUCUACGAAAUGACGAACUUACAUGAGGGACAGGGCCUUGAUAUUUACUGGCGAGACUUUUUACCCGAGUUGCAUCAAUUACCCACUAUUGAAGAGUAUUUAACAAUGGUGCAAAAUAAAACUGGUGGGUUGUUUAGACUAUCCGUCAGAUUACUAGAUGUUUUUAAAUACAAACGACUUGAGGAGGAAAAACUCGAUAAAGUAAUUGCAAUUGCAAACUUGGCUGGGAUUAUAUAUCAGAUACGAGAUGACUAUUUGAACUUGGUUGACGCUCGCUAUUCUACCAUGAAGGGUAUUGCUGGGGAAGAUUUAAUCGAAGGUAAAUUGUCCCUUCCAAUAUUGAUCAAUUUACGAGACGAAACGGAUCCAACGAAUUCCCCCGUCCACAAAAUACUAUAUGAGUUCAGGUCACUGAAGCUUAGAAGCAAACAAUCCAACUUGUUACAAAAGGCAGUAACUUAUUUGCAUGAGAAGGGCUCCAUGUCUCAAACACAUACAAUGUUGGUGCAGUUCAAACAAAAGUUCCACUCAUUGCUCGCAGAGUUUGGAUAUGGUAAUUCAGAAUUGUACAAGUUAAUCGAGACUCUCUGUGACGUGUAA